AGUAAGUAAGUGCGAUAGUUUACAAUAAUAUCAGUCAACCAAUCAUGCUCCAAACCUAAUAGCUGUAAUUUAAGGGUCAAAUAAAAGGAGCAUACCUACUUUUAUAUUGCAUCCACGAUAGUGCUUUGUGUCACAAAAGGACUAUGGCGUCUUUUCUGGUCUGUCUUCUCCUGGUGGGGACUUGUAUAUUGGGAGUAGCAGGGACCAACCUCCUGGGAAAUGGAGACUUUGAGGCGGCUACCCUGGGGACUUACUGGAGUAAGUCGGGAUGUUCUUGGGCCAUAAGCACCUCAGAGAAACGUGGCGGGGCGCAGAGUGUCCACAUCACCGGGAGGUCGAAUAAUUGGGCAGGCCUUGGCUAUUUUAUAGCCACACCUGCCGUGGAAUCCGAUAAAUUGUACGCUUUUGUUGGACACAUCAAGUUGGAGAACCUUGUGCCUGGUCAUUUAUAUCAUGAUGUGUAUGUGAAGUUGAGAAUAGAAACGCUUGAUGGCAGUAAAACCUACACCAAUAUCGGCAUACAUCCUCGUGUUCGACCAGGAUCCUGGCAAGAGGUGGGAGGGGACUUCAAACUCCCAAACAAUGUCAAAGAGAUCAAAAUAUAUAUCCAAAUCGAGGAAAAGGACGUCAACUAUUUCUUUGAUGAUGGAAGUCUUACUGAGCUCGUGCCGGACCCAAACUGGAGGUCAAAGGCCGAAUCCAACAUUGACCUCUAUCGCAAGGUCACAUUAAACAUCCUAGUAAGGAAAAUCAGGGGAAUUAGCCUGAAAGGUGUCACGAUAGAGGUUGAGCAGAAAAGAAGUGACUUUGGACACGGCACAGCUGUCAAGGCCAAGUUAUGGACCAACUCAAGUUAUGAUUUCUACAACGACUUCGUGUACAAUACUCUCAAACCAGAGUGGGGUGUACCGGCAAACGCUCUCAAGUGGAAGGGCAUGAGAUGGAGCGAGAGCAAAUUAAAAUUCGACGAUGCCAACGAGACCCUUAAUGACUUACUGGAUCACGGGUUGUCAGUACGUGGCCAUAACGUGUUUUGGAGCGUUGAAGAAUUUGUUCCUGAUUGGGUACGAAGCAUCACGGAUCCAGUCGAGAUGGCGACAACGAUCAAAGAAAGAAUCAGUGAAGCUGUCACUCUUACUAAAGGAAGGCUGGCUCAUUGGGAUGUCAACAACGAGAACCUUCACAGCGACUUCUUUGAGAGGACGACCGGGAAUGUUGACAUCACCAUGGAUAUGUUCCGGGAGAUGCACUUGCAAGAACCAAACACAAAACUGUUCCUCAAUGAUUUUGCUGUCUUCAACAAGGGCACAUAUACAACGUCCCUUAAGAACCAAGCCAGGAGUUUUGUGGAUUCCCAGGUACCUAUACAUGGGGUUGGAGUUCAAAGCCAUUUCAAGUCUGCCGAUGUAGACAUGACUCGACUCAAGUACCGUCUGGACAAGGUGGCCGAGGCCGGUCCUCCGAUCUGGGUGACAGAGUUGUCGAUUAGGUCAACUAACAACGCAGCAAAGGCUCAAGCCAUGGAGGAAGCCAUGACAAUGUACUUUAGCCAUGAAAAGGUCGAAGGUAUCAUCGUAUGGGGGUUCUGGGGGCCUUCCAUCAAGUGGCCAGCUGAUACCUUGACGACCGAUGCAAUACCGAUUGUUUUGAACGAAGCCGGCCAGAAGUAUUUAGACCUUGUAAACACAACAUGGAGAACUAACUGGAGUGCAAAGUUGAAAAGCCAUAAGAAUAAGAGGCAUUUCAAAGGAGACUAUUGCAUCAGAAUCAAGAAGGACGGAGUUACACUCAAGACAAUUAACUUCUCCUUAUUAAAGGACCGGAACCUGAAAUUAAGAGUAAAAGGAACAACUGACUCUCCAAAGAUAAAAGUGAAACUUACCUGAACAUGCACCACUCCUCCGCCAGGUGUUCUUAGUGAUUAUUGUUUAUGUUUAUAUCAAAUAGUCUCCAAUAACAUGCUUGAAAAUAACAUUUCACGUUCCUAAGCUUUAAAUGAAAUCAACUAAAAGCCUUUACUAGAAGAGUAAAACAACGUGAAAAUUACAGGAAUAUUGUUCGCUAUCAUUGUUCUAAUAAACCCAUUCCGGUAACA
Molecule: messenger RNA, 2095 nt
Organism: Mizuhopecten yessoensis (Yesso scallop)
Lineage: Eukaryota; Metazoa; Mollusca; Bivalvia; Pectinida; Pectinidae
Product: anti-sigma-I factor RsgI6-like
Exons: 13
Coding region: 144-1886 (580 amino acids)
Biological process (GO): carbohydrate metabolic process
Molecular function (GO): hydrolase activity, hydrolyzing O-glycosyl compounds
Source: RefSeq, a predicted model, not a curated record